Messenger RNA from Thyridium curvatum, 1263 nucleotides. RefSeq lists its product as uncharacterized. Lineage: Eukaryota; Fungi; Ascomycota; Sordariomycetes; Thyridiales; Thyridiaceae. The transcript is spliced from 4 exons. Gene Ontology annotation, molecular function: FAD binding; monooxygenase activity. The record is from RefSeq and is a predicted model, not a curated record. Bases 1 to 1263 code for a protein of 420 amino acids.
AUGACGUCCCCUACUGUUUUGAUCAUUGGCUGCGGUAUCGCCGGCCCAGUCCUGGGCAACUUUUACAAGCGCAAGGGCUACCGUCCAAUUGUUUUUGACAAGGUGCCAGAGCUGGGCGAUGCGGGAGCAUCCCUCAUGCUGAUGUCAAAUGGCCUCAAGGUGCUCAAUCUUGUCGGCCUGGCAGAGGCCGUAAAGGCCGAGUCUACCCCGCUCGCAGCGUUCUGGGACGCAAAGUCUACGGGUGAGGUGAUCGGCCAGUCAGACCUUCCCAGCACCUUCGCGGAUAAGUACCGGCAGCCUGCCGUGGGCAUACGGAGAACGACAUUGAACCUGAUGCUCAAGAAGAUGCUUCUGGAUCUCGACGUUGAGGUUCGUGAAGGAUGGGAGCUGAUCGACAUUACGGAGACCGAUGAGUCUGUGACUGCGAUCUUUGAUGGUGGCCGAUCAGUGACGGGGUCAUUCUUGAUCGGUUGCGACGGUAUCAAAGCCGCAUCCAGGAGGUCACUUCUCCGUAACCAGGGCCAAGCAGAGGAUAUUCCGGUGUUCACCGGACUCACUCAGACUGCUGGUAUCUCUGAGACUCCAGCAGCUUUGCGCGGUCUCGCCGCCAUGAGGAACUGGUACGGCGAUGGUGUGCACGUCAUAUCCUACCCCAUUACGCCAACUCAAACGUCUUGGGCCGUGACUCAACGUGAGACUCAGGAGAAGGAAGAGACUUGGCGUCCCUACCGUCCUGAUGAGAUGACUGAACAGAGGGCGCAGCUAUCUUCUCUCCUUGAGGGCUGGGACCCGUCAAUCUUGAAAAUGAUUAAUACCUCGGAGAGAAUCAUCAAGUUCGGUCUCUUCGAUCGCGAGGAGUUGAAGCCAUCGAAAUGGCACUCUAAGCGCUGUGUGCUUGUGGGCGACGCGGCGCAUCCAACUAGUCCCCAUCUGGGGCAGGGUGCGAACCAGGCAUUUGAGGACUGUUUCCACCUCAGUCACGCAAUGCCAUUUCUUGACCCCAACAGCAAAGACUAUGCCGAACAGCUUGCUCUGCUAGGUCCUGGCCUUUCCGAGGCCAUCUUCAAGCCGUUUGCGGAAAAGCGUCAGCCAAGAACAGCGCUUCUUGUCCAAGGAGCGCGAGCACAGGGAAAUCGGCGGGUCGCUACCGGGUCCGGUGCUUGUAAAGAGCGGGAUGCGGCUAUCAUGGAAAGUUACGCGAACCUUGCGGGCAUCGCUGAUAAGUUCGAGUCAUUACUACGGGAACCAUUCCAGGAUCUAUAG